This is a messenger RNA of Lodderomyces margitis, 3915 nucleotides long. It is a transcript of the gene RAD50, whose product is annotated as MRX complex DNA-binding subunit. Bases 1 to 3915 code for a protein of 1304 amino acids. The transcript has a single exon. NCBI's taxonomy places the organism in Eukaryota, Fungi, Ascomycota, Pichiomycetes, Serinales, Debaryomycetaceae. Gene Ontology annotation, biological process: telomere maintenance via recombination; chromosome organization involved in meiotic cell cycle; double-strand break repair. The record is from RefSeq and is a predicted model, not a curated record. Gene Ontology annotation, molecular function: G-quadruplex DNA binding; double-stranded telomeric DNA binding; ATP hydrolysis activity. Gene Ontology annotation, cellular component: condensed nuclear chromosome; Mre11 complex; nucleus.
AUGUCAAGCAUAUACAAACUAUCCAUAAAGGGUAUCAGAUCAUUUGAACCUGAAUCAGAUGAAACGAUUCAAUUUGGAUUCCCAUUGACGUUAAUCUGUGGUCAAAAUGGAUGUGGGAAAACAACCGUCAUUGAGUGUCUACGAUACGCAACUACAGGUAACCUUCCACCGAAUUCAAAGGGUGGUGCCUUUGUUCAUGAUCCAAGUCUCAGUUCCCGAACUUCAGUGACAGGCCAAGUGAAGUUGGCUUUCAAGAAUGCCAAUGGCAAGUCAAUGAUCACAACGAGAUCAGUACAAGCAAGCAUCAAGAAUACAAAGACUGCCAGUACUAAUACAAUCACAUUUAAAUCGAUGGAAGGCCAAUUAGCUUAUAUUGAAAAUGGUAAAAAGACAAGCAUAUCGUCCAAAAAUGCUGAACUUGAUUCGCAGAUCCCCAUUUUUCUCGGUGCAUCAACAGCAAUUCUAGAUAAUGUGAUAUUUUGUCAUCAGGAUGAAAGUUUGUGGCCCUUGAGUGAAGCAUCAGUGUUGAAAAAGAAGUUUGAUGAUAUUUUUGAAGCCUCAAAAUUCACCAAAGUUAUUGAUAAUUUGAAAAGUAUCAAAAAAGACAUGACUACGGAUAUAAAGUUGAUUGAGCAGAGCGUUAACCAUUUAAAAAUUGAUAAGGACCGUGCAAAAAAGGUACGCGAUCGCUUAGCCGAGAUGAACCAUUCGGUUGAGAAGUUUACUUCAGAGAUUAGCGAAUUGAAUAUUCAGAUUGAGCAAAAGGAUAUCGAGGCGGAGAAAUUAUUUGCAACGAAUCAAGAGUUCCAAAAGACUUUAAGUGAUUACGAAAAUAUGUUGAUGAAAAAGGCUUCCCUUGAGGAAAACAUUGAAAGAUUGAAGAAUUCGAUUGAGAUUUUACCCGAUAAUGACGAGGAAUUGCUCAACAAACAACAAAACUUUGCCGUAAUUGUGGCUGAUAAUAAAAAGUCAAUCGGCACUUUACAAAAAGUCGAGCACGAUCUUAAUUCCAGCUUGAAGGAGAAAACAAAAGAGUAUAAUGAAUUGAUAAGGUUGGAUGGUUCACUCAAAGCCAAGAAAACAGAUUAUGAUGCCAAUAAAGGUAAAAUGACCAAAUUGAUGAAGGAAAAUGCGGCAGAAGUUGAUCUUGAUGAAGAUGAAGAUGAAGAUGCCUCAAAGAAUAUAGCCAUGUUCAAGGAUGCCAUAAGCAGUAAACUUCUGGACGUGCAAAACGAGGAAAAAGAAUUGCUUUCAAAUCACAAGUCCAUUGAAGCGGGAAAGCAGAAGCAAUUGAAGGAAGUUGAAGACGAGAUACUCAAAGACGAGCAAACAUUGAAGUAUAUUGACAGCGAUUUGCAAAAGUUUCAGCAAAAUUUGAGUCAGUUGAAAAGGAAAUUUGACGCAUCCACGAAUGAUGAAUCUGAAUUGGUUUCGCGGAAAGAGGAGUUGGCUGCGACCAUAGAGGAACUCGAUUCUAAAAAAGGUAAAAGAGAAGUGAAAGAGCUUGAUGCGAAAAUAACGGCGGGGAAUGCCGAAAAUGCAAAACUUGAGUUUGAGUUGGACGAGAUAUCCAAACGAUUGCUGAUUAGUAACAAGCAGUCAGGAUUGAGAACACAACUAAGAUUUUUUGAGGACGAAGUCAAAUCAAAAAAUGCAGAAAUAGACAAAAUUAUGCAAAGAAUCAACAACAAUUUUAAGUCGGUAGUUGGACUUGAUAUUGAUGUUGAUUUUGCUGAGCCCAAGCUUAGGGAGAAGUACGAGGAGUUGAAGCUGGAAGUGGACAGUCGGCAAAAAAAAGUGUAUAAUAUUCAAAGUGAAGUUGAAUCAAUGAAGAACUCAAGAAAGGGGAUCUUGAAUAAUAUAUCCGACAAUGCAUCCAAAAUCGAUGGGUUGAAAUCAGAUAUCACCGAAGUUAUUCAAGAGACGGAGAUUGAUGAGUAUGAAAGCAUUUUGCGUGACUUGGAGGAAGAUUAUCGAAACGUCACUGAAGAUGUGAAUACUUCUGAAGUGACAAAGAGUUAUGGUAAAUCAGCAUUGGAAAUGGCAGAGAAAAAUAAAUGCUGCUUAUUAUGUAAGCGAAUGUUUGACGAUCCUGCAUUGCAAAAGUUUAUCAACGAAUUGAAGCAAGGAUUUGAUGAGGAGAAAAUUAGAGAGGUGAAGAAAAAUGCUGAGGAGAUAGGAAAAGAGUUGGAUGCUAUAAAGAAUAUAAGCUUGAAGGUGAUCAACUAUAAGGAAUGUAUCGCAUUAAAGCCGAAACUUGAGGAAGAUUUGAACACUAUUGACGACAAAAUUAAUGGACUAAGCGACACAUUGAAAAAUGAAAUUAAAACACUUGACAGUACGAGACAAGCAUUUGAAUCUGCCGUCAUCUUGAAAAAGCCGCUCGAUGAUGCGACCAGAUUGAAUCAUGAAGUUCAAGACCUUGAUAUCAAAGUGGACAAGUUAAAUGAUGAACUAGAUGAAUAUGGUACGUGUCUAGCCUCUGUAGAGGAGUUGCAGAGACAACAACAGGAUAUGAAUGUAAAAAAUCGUAAAAUUAGACAAGAGGUGGCUAACUUGAAUGACGAAAAGUACAAGGUGCAGAAGGAUAUUCAGAGGUUGGAAAAUAAAGUCAAGGAUGUGAAGUUAAUUAUUAGUAACCUAGAGAGGUCAUUGGCGGAAGUACUGAAUAUUAAACGAUCCAUAGAGGAUCUAGAAACAAGCAUUACCAGUUCUGAAUCUAGAAGUAGAGAAAUUAAAUUAAGGUUGCUGCAUUCAAGAAAGAGCAGGGAGAAAGAGUCUCGCGAAUUGAAGCAAAUUCAAAUGGAUCAUUCUCUGGCAGCAAGCCAGAUGCUGAAGAAAGUCAAGUCACUUGACUCUUCAGUGGGAACAUUCCAAACACUUUUUAUUGCAGUGACCGAUUUCGAAGCUGUCGGAUUGCCUAGAAUGGAGACAAACAUUUCCAAAAUCGAAGCAACUUCGAAGGAGUGUGAUUCCAUUAAGGCGCGAAUCUCGGAAAAUGCUAUUAAAAUCAAAAAUUAUGAGAAAUUAGUGAUGGAUUCUUCGCGUGUCGAGCACAACAUCAUUGCCAACAUUGACUAUCGGGCACAAAUUAGUCGUUUGGAUGAAACUGAAUUUCAAUUGAACUCAAUCGACAUUGAAAAUGCUCAGUUGCAAAAAGAAGAAUAUCAACAAAACUCGAAACGUAUUCGAGAUGAAAUAUCCAACCUUUCUUCACAACAUGCUGGGAAAGUAGGUGAAGUGAAGCAAAUUAAGGAUCAAAUUGAAACAUUGAAGAAGGAAUUGGCAACUGAAUAUAAAAAUGUUGAGGAAAUGUAUCAUGAAGAAUGGAUCAAGUUGCAAACUAAUUUGCUUGUGUCUAAUGACAUACAAAAUUACUCAAAGGCAUUGGACAAUGCCAUUAUGAAAUACCAUAGUAUCAAAAUGGAAGAUAUAAAUCGUAUCUUGACUGAAUUAUGGUCCCAAACCUAUCAAGGAACCGACAUCUCAACAAUAGCUAUCAAGAGUGACGUUAAUCUUCAGGCUAAAGGUAAUAGGUCGUACAACUAUCGAGUGGUUAUGGUUAAAGAUUCAAGUGAAUUGGACAUGCGAGGCCGUUGCUCGGCAGGGCAAAAGGUAUUGGCGAGCAUUUUGAUUCGGUUAGCAUUGGCUGAAUGUUUUGGGUCAAAUUGUGGUAUAAUUGCCUUGGAUGAGCCCACAACCAAUUUAGAUAGUGAAAAUGCUGAGGCGUUGGCGUCGGCAUUGAAUCGAGUCAUUGAUUAUAGGAAACGACAACUGAACUUUCAAUUGAUUGUAAUUACUCAUGAUGAAAAGUUUUUAAGUCAUUUGCGUGAGUUUACUGAUCAUUAUUACCGAAUUGACAGAGAUGAAAAGAGCAAGUCGAGGAUCUAUAGGAUGAGCUUUGCAACGAGGUAA